This is a messenger RNA of Lactuca virosa, 801 nucleotides long. The record is from the annotation of a GenBank genome assembly. NCBI's taxonomy places the organism in Eukaryota, Viridiplantae, Streptophyta, Magnoliopsida, Asterales, Asteraceae.
AUGUUCGUGUUCCCGUUGUAUCUCUCCUACAGCUAUCUACUGAUCUGCUACGCCGGCGUUCACUUAGCAUCUGCCGCCGUCGGCAAGAACAUCUUCCUCUUAUCCGGUCAGAGCAACAUGUCUGGUCGAGGUGGGGUCGUGAAUUCCACAUGGGACGGCUACAUCCCACCUGAAUCUUCACCUAACCCCGCCAUCCUCCGUCUCACCGCUAACCUCACAUGGGUACCAGCGGCGGAGCCUCUCCACCGAGACAUUGACAUUGCAAAAGUAUGCGGUGUUGGUCCUGGAAUGGCAUUCGCGAAUUACUUGUUGAGAAAGAAUCCGAGCAUUGGAGUGGUGGGGCUGGUUCCUUGUGCGAUUGGAGGGACGAAUAUCAGCGAAUGGGUUCGUGGUGGGUAUCUUUACAAGCAGAUGAUGAGGCGGGCGGCGGCGGCGGUUGCCGGAGGAGGCACCAUCCGUGGGUUGCUGUGGUAUCAAGGGGAAAGUGAUACGCUCACUCUUGAAGAUGCCGAAGCGUACAAGAACAGAUUGCGUCGUUUUUUCUUUGAUGUGCGUGAGGAUCUUCAUUUACCUGUUCUUCCCAUAGUUCAGGUAGCACUGGCAUCUGAAUCUGGACCAUACACAAAUGUGGUGAGAGAGGCCCAAUUAGAAAUGAAGCUUGCGAAUCUAAAGACUGUUGAUGCAAUGGGUUUAAGCUUGCAACAACCAGAAAAUUUGCAUCUUACCACACCAUCUCAAGUAUCUCUUGGAAAGAUGUUAACUAAAGCCUUCCUCCAAGUUUGUCAUUACUACCACUUGUAA